Molecule: messenger RNA, 494 nt
Organism: Ipomoea triloba (trilobed morning glory)
Lineage: Eukaryota; Viridiplantae; Streptophyta; Magnoliopsida; Solanales; Convolvulaceae
Exons: 2
Coding region: 6-446 (146 amino acids)
Source: RefSeq, a predicted model, not a curated record
UUGACAUGGCAUCUACAACGAGAGUGACCGUGCUGAUGGUGGUGGUGGCAGUGGUGAUGGCGGUGACGAUGACGGAGGCGCAGCAGGAGCAGCUUCCGUCGUGUGUUCAGAAGCUGACCCCCUGCUUUGAGUACUUAAACUACACCGGGGAGCUAGCGCCCUGUUGCGACGCGCUGAAAGAAGUAAUGGCUAACGAGAUUCCUUGUCUCUGCCAAUAUGCUAGGGAUAAUGGGCUGUUGAGCUACUCCAAAGUUGAAGACGACGAUUACAGAUCGCCCUUUGAUCUUCCCCAGGAAUGUGGAGUCUCUGAUGACAUCCCCUGCGACGACGACAACGACGGUCCUCCUGUGGUGGAACAUUCUAAAGCAAAUGGUGCAGGGAGGAUGAUUGCGAGGACUGCAAUUUCAAGCUUGCUACUAUUCAGUGUUCUUUGGGUGAUGCUUUGAUACAUCACAAAUGUGUUGGUUCUUGGACUCCACAUUUCCACACUAAUA